This is a messenger RNA of Megalops cyprinoides (Indo-Pacific tarpon), 963 nucleotides long. RefSeq names its product olfactory receptor 1G1-like. The transcript has a single exon. Gene Ontology annotation, molecular function: G protein-coupled receptor activity; olfactory receptor activity. The record is from RefSeq and is a predicted model, not a curated record. Bases 1 to 963 code for a protein of 320 amino acids. Gene Ontology annotation, biological process: G protein-coupled receptor signaling pathway. Gene Ontology annotation, cellular component: membrane. Lineage: Eukaryota; Metazoa; Chordata; Actinopteri; Elopiformes; Megalopidae.
AUGGACAAUAUAUCCCAUUUUACGACAUUCUUUCUCUCAGAAAUUAAGGAAUCAAUGUCAGUCAAACACACAUAUUUUACUCUCUCUCUUGCUGUAUAUCUUCUAAUAAUUGUAUUUAAUGUGACUUUGAUAGUGACAAUCCUGCUGGAGAAAUCCCUCCAUGAGCCCAUGUACAUAUUCCUGUGUAAUCUGUGUAUUAAUGGACUGUUUGGAACAGCUGGUUUCUACCCCAAAUUCAUGUAUGAUUUAAUCUCUGACACGCAUGUGAUCUCAUACAGUGGGUGCUUCUUGCAAUUUUUUGUUAUUUACACCUCUGCUGUGUGUGACAUUACAUUAUUAACAGUGAUGGCUUAUGACAGGUAUGUGGCAAUCUGCAGACCCUUAGACUAUCACUCUGUCAUGACAAACAACACUCUCAUGAAAUUACUUCUGUUUUCCUGGCUUUUACCUGCUUGUUCUGCAUCUACAGCACUUCUAUUAACAAACCAAUUGUCAUUAUGUGGUUCCCACAUUGACAAGCUCUAUUGUGACAACGUGUCCAUGGUGCUGCUAUCUUGUGAACCUGCAGUUAUUAAUAAUAUUUAUGGAUUUUUUGUAAUUGUUGUGUAUGUUUCUCUUGUGAUUUUUAUUAUUUGUUCUUAUAGUAAACUGAUCACUACAUGCAUGAAGUCCACAGAAAGCAAAACUAAAUUUAUGCACACCUGUGUGCCACACUUGCUGUCUUUAUGUAAUUUUGCAGUUGCUUUACUUUUUGAUACAACUUACGUUCGUUAUGGAAUGAGGGAUGUCCCACAAAGUCUACGAAAUUUUUUGGCCUUAGAAUUUCUGAUAAUCCCACCUAUUUUUAACCCCUUAAUUUAUGGAUUAAAACUGACUGAGGUUCGCAAAAGACUCCUGAGAGCUGUGAAAGUUAAAGUGACAAACCCACUGUAUAAUGUAAAAAAAGAGGUAGUAGCACACUGA